CCGCCCAAUUCUCUCGUUUCAAAGCUUCAAAGUUUCCUUGAACUACAACAAUGGCUACAAUCACCAUGUCUCGCCCUUUUAUUUCGUCGCCAUUGGCUGACCCAUCAACUUCAAGUCGAACUGUCACUCAGAGGGUGCUGCCGAAACGCAAUACAUCAUUUCCCUCUUCACGCGCGCUCCGACCAUUCCCCACUAUUUCGCACGCGUUCCAGCCAUCGAGUUCCACCUCAAAAAUCACGCAUAGCAAACCUAUAAAGCUUAUUGAACCACCAAAAGACCAAAAAGCCAUAUUCAUGCUCAACCUUACCCAGGCAGAGUUCAGCAGACAAGACGACGAUUAGACAACCCCACCAUUUUCCGUCACUUCCGGCAAUCCACGGGACCACAUCCUUGUCACGAGCGCUCUCGCACCUCCCUCCACCCCUUUAGGCCUCGGGUUUCAAUAACGCCCAUGAUAAGAAAAACACCGUUCUAUUAUUCGAACCUUCUCUUUUCAAUACCGUACCUGCCCUCCGAUUUACCUUUACUUAUCACCUUUCUUCUGCCAUAACCUUUGUUGUUGUAUUUGUACCGCAUACACGGCCCGUUCUCAAAACUACAGUCUACCGCUACGGAUUCCGUACCGCCUGCAUUAUUACGUACUUAGAUCGU
Laccaria bicolor S238N-H82 is the source of this 651-nucleotide messenger RNA. RefSeq lists its product as uncharacterized. NCBI's taxonomy places the organism in Eukaryota, Fungi, Basidiomycota, Agaricomycetes, Agaricales, Hydnangiaceae. The record is from RefSeq and is a predicted model, not a curated record. The transcript is spliced from 2 exons. Bases 51 to 341 code for a protein of 96 amino acids.